AUGAGUUACUUGUAUUCUAAGCUGGUUUACAAGCUGUGGUUUCGUCCUUUGGUUACCUCGACCAUAGUCCAACAAAGCAAGCUACGUUACACCAGAAAGUCCGCCCGGUUAGUGGUCACCGUAAGCGUGGUUUACUCGAUCUGUUGGAUACCCGUCCUGGUUGUGUACGUCUUCUCUUCAUUCAGCGCACAGCAACUGUUCUCCGCCGUACACACAACAAGCAUCGUCUUGGUCACUCUUAAUUCUGCUAUCAAUCCUGUGUUAUACAGCUUGCAGAGUGACCGUUUCAGGAGGCAUAUGCUACCGUUUGAUUGCUCCACCAGGCAGUGUCGAGUAUCCCCCGCG
Molecule: messenger RNA, 345 nt
Organism: Pocillopora meandrina
Lineage: Eukaryota; Metazoa; Cnidaria; Anthozoa; Scleractinia; Pocilloporidae
Source: the annotation of a GenBank genome assembly